AUGGAGACUAUUGUUGUUACUGCAGCAGAGGGUGCUGUGAAGACAUUGCUGGGAAAGCUGGGCUCUGUUCUUGCUCAACAAAACCAACUUGUUGGUGGGGUCCGAGGUGAGCUGCAAUACAUCAAGGAUGAGCUCGAGAGCAUGAACGCCUUCCUCCAGAACCUUGCGACUGCUAACAGCCAUGGCGUCCAAGUUAAGAUAUGGAUGAAGCAAGUCAGAGAGAUGGCCUAUGAUGCUGAGGAUUGCGUUGAUGAGUUUCAACACCACUUUGGUGGCUCCCGUGGAGAUGGCAUUAUGGGGUUCUUACGUAGAAUGAAGCAUCUUUUGUCCACUCUGAAUGCCCGCCAUCGAAUUGUCAUGCAAGUGCAAGAGCUUAAGAAUCGUGCUCAAGAUGUUAGUGACAGGUAUGCAAGGUACAGUGGUGCUAAUGCUAUUGUUGCUGCCUCUGGCUUGCAAGGCUCUGCCAUUUCAACCUCAAACUGUUUAGCCCUUGAUCCUAGGCAAGCAAUUGGUUUCAUACAGGAAGGUCUUCUCGUGGGAAUCGAUAAACGGAGGAACAGGCUCCUCAAAUAUAUAAUGGAAGACUACGGAAAACAGUUAAGGGUAAUUUCUAUUUUUGACUUUGGAGGGUUAGGCAAGACUACUAUAGCCAAGGCAAUAUGUGAUAGUCCACACUCAAAGAGUGGUCAGUUCCAAUGUCAAGCUUUUGUUACGGUCUCCCAGAAAUUUGAUCUGAAGGCAAUAUUGAGAGACAUCCUUGGGCAGCUCAUUCCACAUGGUUCUAAUCAACAUGUCAACUCGUACAUACUAGAUAUUCAGGAUGAGCAACUCAAGAUAGAAGCGAAAGAACUGUUCUUCAGGAGAUUAUUUGGUCAAGUAGAUGUCUGCCCUCAAAACUUGCAGAAAGUUUCAGAAGACAUUUUGAAGAAAUGUGGUGGUAUGCCUCGGGCCAUCAAUAGUAUAACAGGGAUUUUGGCUAGUAGGGAAGUCAAGAGUUUCGUGGAUUGGCAGACCUUACAUAACUCUCUUGGCUCUGAGUUGGAUAAUGCCUCAACCAUGGAGAAAACUUGCUUCUUGUAUUUCAGUAUCUUUCGAGAGGACUACAAGAUUAGAAGGAAAAAUGUUAUCCAGCGAUGGGUGGCGGAAGGCUUUGUAUCUGAGAAGCGGGGGCUAUCUGCAGAGCAGGUUGCUGAGAGCUACUUUGCAGAAUUUAUCAAUAGGAGCAUCAUCCAACCUAUUGAUAUAAGUGAUAGUGGAAAAGUUAAAACUUGUAGGAUUCAUGACGUAAUGUUGGAGGUCAUCGUCGGGCUGUCAGUUGAGCAGAACUUUGUAUCACUUAUGGGGGAUCAAUAUGUAAGGACUUCCCAUGAUAAAGUUCGACGGGUUUCCUUACAUGGCAGUGGGUCGUACAAUCUAUCAACUAGCUUGGAAUUGUCACAUGUUCGAUCGCUAAGCUCCUUUGGAGAUAUGCCAGGAGUUGUCUGUUUCAACAAGGCGAGAUUUCUUAGAGUGGUGGAUCUGGAAAACUGUGAAUUUCUAAGGAAUCAUCACCUUAAACAGAUCUGUGCAUUGUUCCAACUUAAGUUCUUGAGUUUAAGAAACGGGCACAACAUAAAUAGGCUUCCAAGAAAUAUACGGAAUCUGAAGAGCUUGGAAACUCUGGAUUUAAGGGGGACAUGUGUGGAUGAGUUGCCUGGUAGUCUCACUGAGCUUAAGCACUUGUCCUUGGGGUUGAUAGAGAUCUCAGAUGACACAUCUUGGAGGAUACAGGAGAUUGGAUGCUUGGUGCAACUAAAGAAGCUUCGGAUACGGUCACGCAAUGGUCUGAACAAGGAGAACUGGGAGUCUCUACUUGCAGUCAUUGAGAAGCUGAGCAGGUCCCUCGUGUCCCUGUCAAUUGAAACAGAUGGGAGGACCUUUUGUUUGCCACUUGAUUUCUCAUCCUCCCCACCGCUGCUCCUACAAAGCCUCCUACUCUAUGAAAAACUAGAAGCGUUACCGAGUUUGGUUGCGUCGCUGGAUAACCUUGUCAAGUUAACUCUUGGUGGCACCCAAUUGAAGGAUGAUGACAUCCAAGUUCUCCAGAAGCUCCCGAGACUGUUCUCUCUGAGGCUGUGGUUUGCAUUUGCUACAAAGCACUUUGUUGUAGGAUGCUCUGGGUUUCCCAAUCUUCAACUACUUGCAAUUCAAGGUUGGGAUGGUCCUCUUGAAAUGACUUUGGAGGAAGGAUCUAUGCAGAAGCUCCACAAACUUGUGCUGCUGGUGGCAUACCGUAGUAGUACGCUGAAGAGUGUUAAAGGGGUGCGGUAUCUCCAAAGUCUUCAAACAGUUGAAAUAAGAGGUAAAUCUACUGAACCUAUGGAAGCUCUGUUGCAAGAGCUCAGAGCUGAAGCAAGCCAUCUUCCUCACCAUCCUACAGUAAUUUUUAAGAAGGUUUGA
Miscanthus lutarioriparius is the source of this 2439-nucleotide messenger RNA. NCBI's taxonomy places the organism in Eukaryota, Viridiplantae, Streptophyta, Magnoliopsida, Poales, Poaceae. The record is from the annotation of a GenBank genome assembly.